UGUGAGUGCUGGUAGUGUCGCCUGCUAACAAUGAGUUCAUCUGUCAAUCGUCGUACAAAUCUGAAGAUAUCAGCGGGAGCCUUAGUAUGCGACGAAAGUAUUUUGAAAGGGGAUAUUACUAUUGGUCCCAAGACCGUAGUACAUCCGAAAGCAAGUAUCAUUGCAGAAGCUGGGCCCAUUAUAAUAGGUGAAGGAAAUAUUAUUGAGGAAAUGGCAACAAUAGCAAACAGAUUACCUCCAGAUGCACCUGAACCAUCUACAGUUCCAGUGCAAAUAGUUGGUAGUUUUAAUGUAUUUGAAACAGACUGCACUUGUGAAGCAUACAAAGUAGGAGAUAACAAUAUUUUGGAAAGCAAAGCAUUUGUUGGCCGUGAAGUUGAGUUGACCAGUGGUUGUGUUAUUGGAGCAGCUUGUUCAUUAACUGAACCAGAGGCAAUACCUGAAAAUACUGUAGUGUAUGGCAGUGAUUGUCAACGUAGAGAAAUGCACGAUAAACCAUACCCUCAGGUAGGUCAAUUAGAGUUUUUAUUGAAAAUACUACCUAAUUAUCACCACCUUAGAAAGCCUAAUGUAAAACCAAUAAAAAGUGAAGGAGGAGCAUAAAGCUAUUACUGCACUACUGAAUAAUUCAGUACUGUGCUUGUAAUAUGUCGACUUAAGAUCACCAAAAAAAUGUUAAUAUCUCAUUAAGU
Messenger RNA from Dufourea novaeangliae, 692 nucleotides. It is a transcript of the gene DCTN6-p27, whose product is annotated as dynactin subunit 6. The transcript has 5 exons. The record is from RefSeq and is a predicted model, not a curated record. Gene Ontology annotation, molecular function: dynein complex binding. Bases 31 to 603 code for a protein of 190 amino acids. Gene Ontology annotation, biological process: mitotic spindle organization. Gene Ontology annotation, cellular component: dynactin complex. NCBI's taxonomy places the organism in Eukaryota, Metazoa, Arthropoda, Insecta, Hymenoptera, Halictidae.